AACUCUCUUUCUACUAGCAUUCCUUUUUAUAUUUUAUGCUAUAUGGUAGUAAUUUUGCUUAUGUAUAAUUAUUUUCUCUUUCCUGCAGAGUCAUUCCAAAAUCUUUGAUGACUAGCGAGAUUACUGGAGAAACUGUUGGUGAGGUUCGGGCUGUUUCAGACAUGCAUGAGAGGAAAGCUGAGAUGGCUCGCCAAGCUGAUGCCUUCAUUGCUUUGCCUGGCGGAUAUGGGACACUCGAGGAAUUGCUGGAAGUUAUAACAUGGGCACAGUUAGGAAUUCAUCGGAAGCCUGUGGGUCUGUUGAACGUAAAUGGAUACUACGAUUUCUUACUUUCGUUCAUGGACACGGCUGUGUCAGAGGAGUUUAUUUCUGAGAAAGCUCGCCUCAUUAUAGUUUCCGCUCCAACGCCGAAAGAGUUGGUUAGAAAAUUGGAGGACUAUGUAGCAGAUCCUGACGAUUUUGUAUCGAAAUUGUGCUGGAAUUCUGCUGAGCAUGAAAAAGCAAGCUUGGUUGAAGUGAAAUCAGGCCUGACUUCUGUUUCCUGAAUGUAUAUAUAUUCCUGCUUUUUUUUUUUUUUGCCAUAACAGAAAAUAGGUACCUUGUUUACCACGCCAAUCAAAAUGUAGGAUUACAUGAAGAAAUCCUAUGCUUUUUGGGUUUUUUAAAUGAUCUUUGUACUGGA
Messenger RNA from Dendrobium catenatum, 682 nucleotides. Its product is annotated as cytokinin riboside 5'-monophosphate phosphoribohydrolase LOG7-like. The coding region runs from base 108 to 545 and encodes 145 amino acids. Gene Ontology annotation, molecular function: hydrolase activity, hydrolyzing N-glycosyl compounds. The transcript has 5 exons. Gene Ontology annotation, cellular component: nucleus; cytosol. Lineage: Eukaryota; Viridiplantae; Streptophyta; Magnoliopsida; Asparagales; Orchidaceae. The record is from RefSeq and is a predicted model, not a curated record. Gene Ontology annotation, biological process: cytokinin biosynthetic process.